GGGGGCGAGAAAACUGAAUUCUCCGGCUUUUAACAGCACCUGGUAUUUUCAAUUUUUUUUUUUUUUUUUUUUUAAUUUUAUAUUUCUUGGGUUGGAUCGAAGAGAAAGAGACAGACAGAGCGAGGAAAAUCGCCGAUCAUCUCUCUCGUCGAUCCUCCGUUUUGCAGUGUUCCUUUUCACUCUCAGCUUCUGCUCAGGAAAAAUCUCUGGGAAUUUUCCGGGAAAAAAAAGUUGCGUUGCUUCUUGGUUUAAUCUUGUCGGAAUCCGUGAACCCACGUCUGUCCCCUUUUUUUUUUUUUUUUUUUUUCCCUCUUCUUCGGUUUGGUCAGAUAUUGAUUCUUGAAUUUCUUGGCAAUCCUCGAACGCUUUAUCCUAAUCGGACGUAUCCAUUUUGAUCGUCGAAAAUCACCUCGCCAUUGAAGAAGUCAAUUCGAGACUGAACGUGGAAUAAUUUGGUCAAUUACAGCAAUUGAUUUUUACUUUCUGAUCGAUUGCCUGAACUUGGAUUGUUGGGUAUUCGUCUGAUCAUCAAAAGAAACCACUUUUGGAUUUCUGGGUCUGCAUCGGCUUCUAGACUACGUUAGUAUUCUUUUGCCCGAUUGUUUGGUGAGCUGGGAAAAGAUUCAAAGCUACAGCUCAAAGUCGUUUCUGGGGAUGUUUCGGAGGGCAUAAAAGUCGAUAUCGAUAAUCCUCGAGGAGGUUUGAGCUUCCGGAAUACUGACCUGAAACCAUUCUUGCGGUUCUUGGGCUUGCAACAUUCGAUUCUUGGCCUGAUUUUGAGCCGUGGCCAUGGAGUCUGACUCUCUGGAUUAUUGGAGGCAUUACUUUAGGACUGCGAAUUGCGAUAUAUUUGAUAUCAUCGACCGUGCGAUCAUGGUGGCGGCCUCAGAUUGCCCGAAAGACUUCAGGUUGAGGAGGGAUCGCAUUGCAGAGAGGCUGUUCACGUGCCGGUUGACCCGGUGUUCAGGCUGCGACCGGGUUGAGUUGGUGGUGCCGAGUGGGGAUGAGGAUGAUGGGUUGAAAAGUGGGAUUGCUGGGGAGGGGUGUGAUUUUGAGGCUGGUGGGAGCAAAGAGAGCAAAGUGAAUAGUAGUAGGGAUGAUCACGGUGAGUUGUUCAUGAACCAAGAGAGCAAUUACAGCUAUGGAGAGGCAGAGGCACUGACUGAUGAGAUGGAAGAGGAGUCUCAAAUUCUUGGAGAGGUCCUGAGGAUCAAAGAGACUUUGCUCAACAGUGAUGAGGAGUCUGAAUCAGCGCUUCACGAAUCGUUGAGGCGGCUCCAAUUGAUGGCUCUAACUGUGGGGAUAUUGAAGGCAACUGGGAUUGGGAAAGCUGUUAAUCCUCUAAGGAAGCACAGGUCGAAGCAGAUCGGUCGCCUUUCUCAGACUCUUAUUAUGGCGUGGAAGACUAUGGUGGAAGAGUGGAUGCAGGCUGCGCUGCCGCCUGCUGGGAGUACCCCUGAUUCUGUGAACCCAUCAAGCGGUGAUGAAGAAGUGGAAGAGGAAGAGGAAGAGGAAGAGGAAGAGGAAGAAGGACUUCCUUCUCCGCCUUUGGACGAGGGAGCCUUUUUCGCUCCUCAAACUUCUACAAUGGAGCUAUCUGGGUUCUUCGAUGGCAUGGAUGACGAUGGAAAUCCUCGUACUGGCAAAGAAUCUACCAAGAACUGCGGAAAUGGAAGAAAACCGUUCCAAGAGAAGGAAAAUGUGAGCGAGCAACGAAGAGAGAGAAAGCCAGAUGGAGAGAAAGACAGUCUCCAAGACAUGAGGAAUCAACAUUUGAAGAAGCGAGAAGACGUUGUGGAGCCAAAUAGACCCUCAAACACUAAUGCUGGGCAGGGUAGACAUACAAAUCUCAAUGCUGAGCAAAAGGUCAACAAAGAGUCCAAGCUCCAGCCGAGAAGAUUGGAGAAGAUUUCUGCACAGAGGAGGAUGGUUGGUAAUCAGAAAGAUGGCGCCAAGUAUUCAGAAGAUGAUGCAGUCCAAAUGAAACUUGAAGCUACGAAGAGGAAGCUCCAGGAAAGUUAUCAACAAGCUGAGAAUGCCAAGAAGCAGCGGACUAUACAGGUAAUGGAUUUGCACGAUCUCCCGAAACAGUCACUUGGCCAUAGAAAUCUACACAUGAGACCUGGGAACCAGAACAGGCAUUGGGCAAAUGGGCGGCGCUAGUAUGUAAGUUUCCGCUCAUCGUACUGGAGAGCCUUGACAAUUACUUUCCAUCAUGAAAGCUAGUGAGAGAAGAACACUAACAACUCCGGAUCACGGUGGUGAUCAUUGAUUGUUGACGAUUGAGCUUUCUCGCAACGCAAGUCUCAAGAAAGCUUCGGAAUUCCCUGGCUCAGUAUGACAUUCCUUGAGGUACUUAGAUUUAGGAUUAUACCCAUUCGGGUUUCAUAGAAAUUGGGAGGUAUAUCUGACUUUUCCGGUAAUUGAUUGCAUCGUAACCAGAAAGGAUGAUUGUAGAGAACUCUAAUUUACGUCGUCCCGGUCGACAUGUAUUUAAUGGUCUCGAACAUUUGUUCUCACUUUCUUCUCAAGAUGGGGGAGAGUAUAGAUCUUGCCUUGAGCCGGCAUGCAUAGAGCUUUGGAUAGGAAUAAAUCUGAAUUGGAGGAUAACGUAUGAGUCAUGAACUGCUGUUUGUUGCCCCAUGUUCCAAGACAAAGUUUGGACAUUCUUGAUAUGCA
This is a messenger RNA of Rhodamnia argentea, 2679 nucleotides long. Its product is annotated as probable mediator of RNA polymerase II transcription subunit 26b. The record is from RefSeq and is a predicted model, not a curated record. The transcript has 9 exons. The coding region runs from base 790 to 2163 and encodes 457 amino acids. NCBI's taxonomy places the organism in Eukaryota, Viridiplantae, Streptophyta, Magnoliopsida, Myrtales, Myrtaceae. Gene Ontology annotation, cellular component: nucleus.